This is a messenger RNA of Trematosphaeria pertusa, 2155 nucleotides long. RefSeq names its product O-acetylhomoserine ami. The record is from RefSeq and is a predicted model, not a curated record. Gene Ontology annotation, molecular function: pyridoxal phosphate binding; transferase activity, transferring alkyl or aryl (other than methyl) groups. NCBI's taxonomy places the organism in Eukaryota, Fungi, Ascomycota, Dothideomycetes, Pleosporales, Trematosphaeriaceae. Gene Ontology annotation, biological process: transsulfuration. The transcript has 3 exons. Bases 477 to 1937 code for a protein of 486 amino acids.
CCCAGACAGUUAGAAUCCGCAACACGGCAGACAUACAGCCAGGCUUCUCCGUACCUCCCGCAACGUUCGCGCAUAGGCCACUGAUAAGGAAACUGCCGGCUUACAGUUCUCCGCGAUCAGAGAUCGCUUUCUUCCAUUACCGCCUUUGGAGAUGACGGCAGACAUGCUGUAUGAUUCCGAAAGAGGAGGGGAAGAGGCUUUGACGAUCAUCCAUCAGUCGAUAAUGCCGCGAUAAGGGAGUGCGAGCUGAGACUUAGAAUAGACUGCCGGCCGCAACGAACGCCCUAAACCUUGGGGCAUGAAGGUCGUUGAGUGGAAAAUAUAGAUCGUCGAGGGCCUUCGAAGUCCUCCCAUGAUAACUCUAACUCUUCUGCUCCACAUUCCACACCGGUAAAACCCGGCCUAAAGUCCUUCACGCCUCUUUUCAAAUACCGAAGAGCCUCUCCUCAACCCAUCGACCCCCUUCAGCGUCCACAAUGGUAUCCGGCCACCUAGGCAACGUAACCAAAGCCCCCGAGUACGAGACAAUCGCACUCCACGGCGCUCAAGAGCCGGACCCCAUCAACGGCUCCCGCGCCCUGCCCUUGUACCAAACAUGCUCCUACAACUUCACCGAUGCCGCAGAUGGCGCUUCGAAGUUCGCGUGGUCGAAGGAGGGAUAUGUCUACACGCGCAUGGGCAAUCCCACGAAUGCAGUCUUUGAGCAGCGCAUGGCGAUGCUAGAAGGUGGUGUUGGCGCUGUGGCUACAGCAAGCGGGCAUGCUGCACAGUUUAUGGCCAUAACCUCCAUCCUCGAGCCGGGUCACAACUUCGUCUCCACCAUGAACCUCUACGGCGGCACCUUCAACCAAUUCCGCGUCUACUUCAAAAAAUUCAACAUCGCCUGCAAAUUCGUCGAGGGCCAGGACCCCGCCGAUAUCGCCGCCGCAAUCGACGACAACACACGCGCCGUCUACGUCGAAACGAUCGGGAACCCGCAGUUCAACGUGCCGGAUCUCGCUGCUAUUGCGAAAGUCUGCCAUGACGCGGGCAUCCCGCUGAUCGUGGACAAUACCUUUGGCAUGGGCGGCUAUUUGUGUAAGCCGAUUACGAUGGGCGCGGAUAUCGUGACGCAUUCGUGUACGAAGUGGAUCGGGGGUCAUGGGACGUCAAUGGGCGGUAUUGUCAUCGAUGGCGGGCAUUUCGACUGGUCUGCUUCCGGGAAGUUCCCCUGCAUGACCGAGCCAGCGGACGGCUACCACGGGAUGAAGUUCUGGGAGACGUACGGCUACAAGGCGCUCUCGGCGAAGGUCCGCAUGGACGCUAUGCGCGACCUAGGUGCCUGCAUGUCGCCCUUCAACGCCUGGUUAUUCCUCCAGGGCCUUGAAACAAUUGCUCUCCGCGGCGAGCGCCACGUCUACAACACGCUGACCUUCGCGCGCUGGCUGGAAAAGCAUCCCCGUGUUUCAUGGGUCAACUACCCUGGUCUAGAAUCACACCCGGACUACGCACUCGCGCAGCGCGUUCUACCCAAAGGGCAGGGCGGCGUUCUAACUUUCGGCGUGGCCGGCAACAUCCGCGAAGUCGCCGCCGUCGUCGACAAUCUGAAGCUCUGCAGCCACCUCGCCAAUGUCGGCGACGCGAAAACGCUCAUCAUCCACCCCUGGCGCACCACACAUCAGCAAAUCCCGGACGAAGAGAAGAUCAAGGGCGGCGUAACGCCCGAUAUGAUUCGAAUCAGUCUAGGGCUCGAGCACAUCAACGAUAUUAUUCAUGACUUCGAGCAGGCGUUUGAAGGGGCGGCGUUGAAGAGUGCAGAGGGCUGGACGCCGACGUGGAAGAAGGAUAUGGCGGGGAGCGAGUGGAAUGAUGGGACGCUAUAUGCGCCUGCACCGGGUCAGCAGCCGGAGGGGCCGGCGAAGGAGAUGGCGACGAGGGAGAUGGCUGUGAGUGCUUGAGCGAGCCACAGUAGUCCAUAGAGUAUGCCUUCGGGUAGUUAUUGUUCGCUCUCGUGGAAUCUGGAGGUUGAAGGAACUCGUGGGGAAGGUACCGUCCGACCGUGAUGAGAUAUGGCAGUAAGGGACUUCGGGACGCCGCAUGCGGAGAUCAAAGUACCGCGAUAUGAAAGUGUAUAAGGCUGGUCCCAUUCGGAUCCCAGGCGUUCAGGUUUCGCCAU